CGAAAGACGGCCGGCAAAGUUGAGAGAAUUUUUCGAUUUUUCGAUAUGGCGGAAGAAGAAAUUGGUCGAGGAAAAUUUCCUAGUUUUCUGAUUCUAGUUCAAGGUCUUUUACUUAUUUUAUUCGUAGUUUUUGUCGAAUAUGACAGCGAUGUACUGCCUGAUGCUGCAGAGCCUUCUAAAAUAGACACAAAAUACCCAGUAUUUCAAGAUCUUCAUACCUUAAUCUUGGUUGGAUUUGGGUUGCUUAUGACUUUUCUGAAGCGGUAUGGAUUUAGUGGAUUGGGGUACAAUUUUCUCAUCUCUGCUCUGACCAUACAGUGGGCUACRAUUAUGCAAGGAUUUUUUGAAAUACGAGAAAAUAAGAUUUUCCUUGGAAUUGACAGCAUAAUUAAAGCCGACCUCUCAGCAAUAACCAUUCUAAUUACAUUUGGUGCCGUUCUUGGAAAAACCAGUCAUUUACAGCUGCUUGUCCUUGCCUUUUUUGAAGUAGUUUGUUACRUUGCUAAUAGAAGCAUAUGUAUCAAGUACAUGCACGCUGUUGACUCUGGUGGCUCRAUAUAUAACCAUUUAUUUGGUGCUUGUUUUGGACUGGCGGUAGCAAGGAUAUUGUAUAAUAAAAAAGCUGUUGCACAUGACAAGGAAAUCCAUUAUUGAUAAAAAAGCUUCAUAUCCAUGAUACCUGUGGUGUAAUAAGCUUGCAUGGUUUACCUGGGAUGGUUGCUGCUAUAGCCAGCUCAAUAUCAGCUGGACUGGCCAGCUAUAAACAAUAUAAGACAAGUUUGUAUAUGGUCUUCCCAGCCCGUGCACCUGUGUUUAACAGCACUCAGUACUUUGAGCUGGCCAAAACAGCUGCAGAUACUCCCAGUGGGCUGGCGAGAAGCGCUGGUCAACAGGCAGGUUUCCAGUUGGCUGCUUUUGUAUUGACAAUYGUUAUUUCAAUCAUAGGUGGACUGCUUACAGGGCUUAUCAUCAAGCAACAGUUCUUUGAUCCUUUAAGGGAGAAAGAGCUUUAUGAGGACCGACACUUCUGGGAG
Actinia tenebrosa (Australian red waratah sea anemone) is the source of this 1034-nucleotide messenger RNA. Its product is annotated as ammonium transporter Rh type A. Gene Ontology annotation, molecular function: ammonium channel activity. Gene Ontology annotation, cellular component: plasma membrane. Gene Ontology annotation, biological process: ammonium transmembrane transport; ammonium homeostasis. NCBI's taxonomy places the organism in Eukaryota, Metazoa, Cnidaria, Anthozoa, Actiniaria, Actiniidae. The record is from RefSeq and is a predicted model, not a curated record.